UUUACGUACCCCAUUUCUCCUACUUAUACGCACACUACUCCCAUCCAUCACACAAUUAAUAAUGGCUGGAGGAGCAGAUAACUUGUUGGAGCAAAGCCCUGAGCUCCACGUUUCGCCCAACCACGCCCCGCGUCUAGAUGCAAGAGGCAUUAUGAUUGUCCCAAAGCUGCCCAAGCCCGACGCCCAAACCAUUCGCAGGCCCCGUGGCCGCCCCGCGGGAUCCAAGAACAAGCCUAAACCCCCCAUCAUCAUCACAAGGGACAGUGCCAACGCGCUGAAAGCCCACGCAAUGGAAGUAACCUCCGGCUGCGACGUCAGCGAAAGUCUAGUCAACUUCGCCCGCAGAAAGCAACGAGGAAUAUGCGUGCUCAGCGCCACGGGCUGCGUCACCAAUGUCACAUUGCGGCAGCCGUCGUCAUCGGGCUCCAUCGUCACUCUUCACGGCAGGUUCGAGAUUCUGUCUUUGCUCGGCUCGAUUCUGCCCCCACCGGCCCCGCCGGGAGUGACGGGCCUCGCAGUGUAUCUUGCCGGGCCUCAGGGGCAGGUCGUGGGAGGGAGUGUUGUGGGGCCGCUUAUUGCUUCGGGCCCUGUGGUGAUCAUGGCUGCUACUUUCAUGAAUGCCACUUUUGAUCGCCUGCCGUUGGACGAUGAUGAGAUGGUUGUCGGACAGCAGUACCAGAACAAUCGGCAGCGCCACCAUGUUGAUGUUUGUGAUGAUCAGGUGUGCGGGAUUCCGCAGAAUUUGCUGACUAAUUGUACUCUGCCUUCUGAGGGUUAUACAUGGGCACCGGGCCGGGCUCUGUCGAAGUCCUAGGUUGGUUGAAAUAUGUUCUUGAAUCAGUUAAGAGGGCUUGGUAUGCAAUAUAUAUGAUUAAUUAAUAAUUAUUUCUUUCGAUCAAUUGUUAUAAUUUUUAUUUUUUUUCACUAUCGAGUAAUUUUAACUGUAAUUGUAAUUAGUAGUUACUAAUUAUGCAAAAGAGUGGGAGAACUUGAAAUGUAAUUUUAU
Molecule: messenger RNA, 1006 nt
Organism: Sesamum indicum (sesame)
Lineage: Eukaryota; Viridiplantae; Streptophyta; Magnoliopsida; Lamiales; Pedaliaceae
Product: AT-hook motif nuclear-localized protein 16
Biological process (GO): vegetative to reproductive phase transition of meristem
Cellular component (GO): nucleus
Molecular function (GO): DNA-binding transcription factor activity; minor groove of adenine-thymine-rich DNA binding
Source: RefSeq, a predicted model, not a curated record